Messenger RNA from Rhodamnia argentea, 1376 nucleotides. RefSeq lists its product as uncharacterized. Gene Ontology annotation, cellular component: membrane. NCBI's taxonomy places the organism in Eukaryota, Viridiplantae, Streptophyta, Magnoliopsida, Myrtales, Myrtaceae. Bases 261 to 1292 code for a protein of 343 amino acids. The transcript is spliced from 8 exons. The record is from RefSeq and is a predicted model, not a curated record.
CUUCUUCAACCGCAAUGACCAGACCACCACCACCACCUGCUUUUCUUCCUCUUUCUUUCUCCUCCCCAUCCGUGUCCACCCGACCCAACGGUCAAAACUACCGUUCCUCUCCUUCCCCUGACAGCGCCACCACCUAAAGGCAACAAUUGAAAACGUGAAAAAGAUCGAGACUUUCGUCACCCCCGCAUCAAUGACGACGUGCCCAGGUCCUCUUCAAUAGCCCCCCUCUUGCCCACCCGAGGAGAAGAAUUAUAGGGGCAAUGGGUCUCGUGGUGUACUGGUACGACGCCGUCUGCUACGGCAUCGUCGCUGUCUCCUUUCUCGGUUCCUUGUGGGUGAUAUGGAGGAAGGAGGGCGGGUCGCGAUUGGACGACAAUGCCAUCUUCCAGAGCUUGCUGUCGGGUCGACCCGAGCCCGAGGGUCACUACUCGGUGGCCAAGCCCCGGAGCCACGUCGACUCUUCUUGCCUGUGGACCAGUUGCUGGCGAGGGGUCCAUUCCGGUUGGCUGUUGGCGACCCGGCUGGGCUCGCUCGCCGUCAUGGGGGGCUUCCUUGCUUGGGAUAUUGUGGAGUGGGAUGCCACCAUUUUUGUUUAUUACACUGAGUGGACUUUCGCACUUGUCAUGGUCUAUUUUGCACUGGGUACUGUAGCUUCCGCAUAUGGAUGCUGGGUGUACUCAAGACAAACUUCCACUGGAAAUGGGUUGACAGAUCAGCUUUUGGGCAGAGAUUUGGAAGAUAAUCGAAUUUCAGCCACUAAUAAUUAUGGGGUAAAAAAAGUGGAAACUCGGGUUAGUAAAUUGAGAAGCUGCUACACGGAAGAGGAGAUUUUGCAAAGAGCUGGAUUUUGGGGAUAUGUUAUGCAAAUUAUAUAUCAGACCAGUGCAGGUGCUGUUAUUCUCACAGAUGUCGUGUUCUGGUGCAUAAUUGUACCAUUCCUGUCAAAUGCUCGUCUUGGACUAAAUUUGUUGAUGGGCUGCAUGCAUACGUUAAACGUGUUUUUCCUUCUGAUUGAUACUUCACUCAACAGCCUCCCAUUUCCUUGGUUCCGGCUCACAUACUUUGUCCUCUGGAGUUCAAUCUAUGUUAUCUUUCAGUGGGUCAUACAUGCAUGCGGUUUCUCAUGGUGGCCGUAUCCAUUCCUAGAGGUAUCAUCACCUUGGUGUGCUGUCUGGUAUUUCGCCAUUGCUGUGGUUCACGUCCCGUGCUACGGCCUAUACGCGUUGAUCACGAAGUCGAAAAACUCGAUUUUUUCCAGAUUGUUUCCCCAUUCUUUCACAAGGUCAUUCUAGUUUCUUCUUCUUGUGACGCAAUUCGGAUUUCCUUUUCGGGUAUUGUUGUAUAGAAAAAGGAGAGAUUAGACGAAACGCUGUGAA